Symbiodinium natans is the source of this 1590-nucleotide messenger RNA. The record is from the annotation of a GenBank genome assembly. Lineage: Eukaryota; Dinophyceae; Suessiales; Symbiodiniaceae.
AUGGAUGUGGGCGACGUGGAAGAGCCGGCGCCAGUGGCCGGGUCCCGCGCGCUGCGUGCCUGCCGCGGGGAGUUCCGGUUUGCAUGGGAGGAGUCGGAAGAGCUCAUGCUGGAGUUUGCCGCGCACGUGCCAGCUUGGCGGCAGCUCUCACACAGCGAGCUACGAAGACAUCGCCUCCUGCGCCUGAACCCCCUGUGGUUCCUUUGCAUCCUGGGCUGCGCCUGCUGCAUCCUGCUGGGGCACGGCUUCCACUCCGUGUUCUGCCAGGGAGGGGCCGUGCGCGCCGAUGAGUUCGAGGUGGAGCGGAGGGCGCGUAUCUGGUGGGUCUACUGCUACUCUGGAGGCUUCGUGGGGACGGUGCUGGUGGACAUCGUCGCUCUGCUCAGCGCGCUGGCCAGCGAUGGCGACGCGGAGGAGCGCAACCGUACCAUCCGCUCCUGCGUAGUGGCCAUCCUGAUCCAGCUCUGGUACAUGAUCGGAGACUUGCACCUGCUCUUCAGGAUGAGCCGAAAGGACACCGUCCUCAUGCACGCCUCCGCCAUCAGCCGCGUAACGUUCGGAGCGGCCUUUCUGGUGACGUUUGCCAUCGGCCUCCUCACUCCUGCCGGCCAGGCGGUCUUCCACCGCUGGGCCGAAGGCAGACCAGACCCCAAGGAAGGGGGCCCACCCGGGCCACCCCCGCCGCGAGAGACCGCGAUCACCUGGAUGAUCCGUCUCGCCUUCUGCCUCUUCAUGGUGGUGGCUUACCUGGGCUACACGCCGCUGCUUGAGCUGGACUACAGCGACGCAGAGCCCCUGGCGCAGAACGCAGCCCAGCGCGGCAUCUGGAAGCUGAAGGUGGCCUUGGUGGCUGGAGUCGUGGUGCUGGCCGCCGAAGGCUUCAUGUUCUCUAGAGGGCCUGGGCUCUACAUGCUCGCAGCGCAGCCGUUCUUCGUACUUGGCACGGCGUACCUCAUGGAGGACGGAAGGCUCAGUGCCCGGCGGCUACUGGCUGCGCUGAGUGCUUUGCUGCCUUUCGUUGUGGUUGGCAGUGGCUUUGCAGCCUGUGGGCCUGCACUUUGGGAGAUGCGCAGGAAGGCUCUUAGCCAUGGCGCUUAUCAGGAUACGGACCUGGCGCUCAUGCCGGCGUUAAUGAAGGGGCAUGGACACCCGGGUGGCUUGGGGACGAACCAAUGGUGGGACGCGCAGCAUCAAAAGGUCGCUCGAAAGGACGAGGACAUCGCAGAGCGUGACAAGAACAUCUUGCAUCUCCAAGCCAGACUGGAUGGCCUCGAGCAGGAAGCUUUGGUGAAGGACGACUGGUGCCGCAAACGCGACGAGGCGGCGAUGCUGACGGUUGCCGCCGCCACUGCCCCCGAGAAGGCCCCAGUCCCUGUCGUGGCCUCCGAGUCCAAGGCGUCAACGGAGGCUCCCGGAGAGGAUCCCACCGAGGCCACCACCCAGGCGAAGAUGGAGACCGACACUGUCCAGGUGGAUAGGAUGGACGUGGAGACUGCCGAUGUCCAGGCCGUGUCCAAGGAGGAGGGCCCCAACAUGGAGACGGUGGCUGUACCUAGCGGCUGCAAUCUCUUCGGCGCCUGCGGUGCCUGA